This is a messenger RNA of Durusdinium trenchii, 1859 nucleotides long. The record is from the annotation of a GenBank genome assembly. NCBI's taxonomy places the organism in Eukaryota, Dinophyceae, Suessiales, Symbiodiniaceae.
UUUUUGUUUGUUUGCUGAUUCACAAGCGCUUCAAUGUCGCGAGCAAAGCGCAAGACCAAGUCCAGCUGGUCUUCGCAAGUGGUGUCCAUUCUGACAGCUGUUUGCUGUGCAGGUAUUUGCGGAACAGUGUUCUGGAUUAUCAAGAGCACUGACCACUUGCAAAGUGAAUUGGAGAGGCUAGCUAUUUUGGCUGGAUCUCAAGCACGUGAAGUUGAGCAGCUCUUCAAUGUUAGCCGCUGACUUCGUUGGACGCGGGCUUUGCGUGAAGAUGACCUAGAAGCUGCGAAGGUGCCAAGGGCCAUGAAACCCCUCUUGUCCUUUGUGACAAUUGCCAUCGCGGCCAUCGCGACUGCCGAGUCCACCUUGGAGGACGAGGAUGAGGAGGAAGAAUGGACACAACUUCAGGGCGGAGCGCCGUCAGAAUCAUUUGGGCAUUUGGAAGAAAGGAGCUGACGGUGCAUUGAACCAAUGCGUGCCGCUCUUGCAGGUGCUGCGCAGCCUGCACGGCGCAUUUGCUGGAAUGCUCCUGCGCUGCGACAAGAGCACUGGCUGUGUGAGGAACGGCUGCCGUCCAAGUAUGAAGAAGUGCAGAGGCCUGAACGCUGGUUACAGAGCCCCUGACUAUCAUUGGCCCAAUGUGGUCAUGUUAGAGCAGGAGACUUGAAAAAGGAUUCUUGAUUAUUUGAACACCAUAUCUACUUGUACUUGAGCAUGGUGGAAUCCUCUUGUUUCUUUUCUUUGGUUGGCAUUCUAGCUUGUCAAGGAGUCUUGCAGCUGAAUUCAGAAGAUUAGAGCUACGUGUGGUCGUGCCUGCACCUUUGUGGCUCAAGCUUGUUUGUAGUGAGUCGAAUAUUUGCCCAUCCAGCAGAAGCUGGAAUUUUCCGCAUGCGCUCCUUCCGACGUUUUCGCCUUUCUGGGGCUUUAGUGCUGUGCGCUUUUCUGGCGAGCGAGAUUGCAUUCUUAGGCUUUCCAAGGCCGGUGCAACCUCCAAACGCCACCGAUGCCCCUGCCGCAAAGCUCGUUUCAAAGAGUGUAGAGGCAUCUCAAAUAAGCACAGAGAGAGUGGAGGAAAGAAUAGAGGAGCACGUGAGCAUUCCUGAGAUUUUGAAGCGCUAUGGCCUGCCAGCACUCUUCUUUCACUUCAUGGUUUGGGUCAGCACUCUGUCAGCCUGCUACUUGUUCUUGUCCAUUAACACCGGCAUUCUCGAGUUGCUCCCCGCUGAGCUUCAGCAACGGAUAAGUGGUGGAAGCCAGAUCGGCUAUGCAGCAGCUGCUUUGGGUGCUGCUGAAGUCUUAGGCCCUGCACGUCUUGCUUUGACUGUGGCAGCAGCACCAACAGCAUCGAGGGUGGCAAGGCAGUAUGACUGGUUCCGCAAGACGGAGGAAGAGAUUGUUCGAUUUUUCAGCGAUGCUACUUCGUCUUUGUCUCAAAUGUUCUUGAAGGCAUAAGGCAUAGCUUGGAGAUUGCCUCGUGGCAGAUCUCAGUUCAGUCAGGCCACUCACAGGUCUCACCCCAAGGUUCGCCCUGUCUAAGCAAUUUCGCACGGUGAGCUGUCCAUAUGGUUGCAGAAAGCUGGUAGAACCUUGGAUGAAUGUACAGGUUUCGACUCUUGCAUUCUUGGUUCAGUACGUCGCUGAACUUGACUACAAACUGGCAUAUAACGUUUUUGAGCACCGGGCCCCACCAAACGCAAAGACCGAAAAGUGCGCCAAAAAGAACUACAUUGGACCCCCAACCCCGAAGAGCACGACUCCAGGAUGCUCGGGACUUUGUCCCGGAAGAACCACUGUCGCCACCCUCCGUGUGGGGUUGCCAAUGAUGACCAGGUGACGCGACUCCUCAAGGUUCUCCGGCUGCC